Messenger RNA from Hippopotamus amphibius kiboko, 3073 nucleotides. It is a transcript of the gene MPHOSPH8, whose product is annotated as M-phase phosphoprotein 8. The coding region runs from base 174 to 2735 and encodes 853 amino acids. The record is from RefSeq and is a predicted model, not a curated record. Gene Ontology annotation, molecular function: protein binding. Gene Ontology annotation, cellular component: cytoplasm; nucleus. Lineage: Eukaryota; Metazoa; Chordata; Mammalia; Artiodactyla; Hippopotamidae. The transcript has 14 exons.
GCGCCCCGUCGGCCCGCCCACCCGCUUCCCGUGGGCGGUGCGGGGCCCCGGCGCUCCGGCCCUGACGUGACUGUGGUGUGCUCGUCGCUCCCGGGUGGCUAGCCCGCCAUUGGCGUUUCGCGGUCCGCGGCGUCCGGCUGGCCGAGGGUCGGGGCCGGGUGGGGCGCCCCGUUAUGGCGGCGGCGGAGGAGGAGGAGGGGGCGAGCGCGGCCGCCGGCCCCGCUUCGGGUGUCGACGGCGGUGGCGACUCGCCCGCGGCCGAAGGCGAGGGAGCUGGAGCGGCGGGCGAAGAAGGGAAGGACGCGGCCGCGGAAGGAGCGGAGGCCGUCGCGGACAGCGAGGAGGACGGCGAGGAUGUGUUCGAGGUGGAGAAGAUCCUGGACAUGAAGACCGAGGGGGGUAAGGUCCUUUAUAAAGUUCGAUGGAAAGGAUACACAUCAGAUGAUGAUACCUGGGAGCCUGAGGUUCACCUUGAGGACUGUAAAGAAGUUCUUCUUGAAUUUAGGAAGAAAGUUGCGGAUAACAAAGCUAAACCAGUGAAGAAAGAUAUCCAGAGGCUGUCCUUAAACAGUGACAUAUUUGAGGCAAACUCUGAUAGUGACCCACAAAGCGAGACCAGAGAAGACACUUCUCCAAAGAAGAGAAAGAAAAACCUGAGGCACAAAGAAGAGAAAAGCCCAGAUGACCUGAAAAAGAAAAAAGCAAAGACUGGGAAACUAAAACCCAAACCAGACCUGGAGAGCACCUCUGAAAGUUUGGUUUUUGAUUUAAGGACAAAGAAAAGAAUUUUAGAAGCCAAAGAAGAAUUAAAGGAAUCCAAAAAGCCCAAAAAAGAUGAUGUAAAAGAAACAAAGGAGUUAAAGAAGGUUAAAAGGGGUGAAAUAAGAGAUUUAAAGACUAAAAUAAGAGAAGAUUCCAAAGAAAACAGAAAAACAAAAAGAGAGAAGUGUGUUGAAUCCCAGGUGGACUCUGAAUUGAGUGUACUUAGUGAUUCCCCUUUUCAGGAAGAGGACAGUGAAGAUUUACAUUCUGACAGCAGAGAAGAGAAGCUGAAGAUUCAAGGUGCAAAAGACAAAGCAGAGCCAGAGGCGAUUCAAGAUGGUGUUCCUGAUAAGCAGCCGGAGGGCCCCGUGAGCGCUGACGAGGAGGAGGUCAGAGCAGCCAGCAGGAGGAAAAAGAAACUGAAAAGGACAGAGGAACUUAAAGAGAGCAAAAAGCUGGAAAACAAGAACCUCUUCUUAGAGAAGAAAAACAUACAGAAAAAGCAAAGGAAUCAAGACAGAGGCCGAAGUAGCACAGAGUUAGAUAAGCCAAUGCUUGCGUCCACCCCGGCGCAGAGGACUUCCAGGCCGAGCGCGGAGGAGAGGGGCUCCAGGCCCACGGACUCCCCGGGGGAGGAGAAAGAGGCCAAAAAAAAUGAACCCAAAGAAAAAUACCAGAAAAGGCAUGAUUUGGACAAGGAGGAAAAAGGCCGAAAAGAGCCCAGGGCAUUAAAGACAUUUAAGGAAAUCAGAAAUGCAUUUGAUUUAUUUAAACUAACUCCAGAAGAAAAAAAUGAUUUUCCUGACAAUAAUUGGAAAAGAGAAGAAAUACCAGCAGAUUGUAAAGUCACAGAAGACCACAAGCCCAAGGAAAACAAGCAGUUACUUAAAGAAAGGAGGAACACGAGAGAUGAGACCGAUACGUGGGCCUAUAUAGCUGCCGACGGCGAUCAGGAGCUUGUGGACAGCACGUGCCACUCGGAGGAGACUUGCGAUGGCAGACAACAGAUUUUGAGUUUGGGCAUGGAUUUGCAGUUGGAAUGGAUGAAAUUAGAGGAUUUUCAAAAGCAUCUUGAUGGGGAAGAUGAGAAUUUUACUACAGCAGAUGCAGUUCCAAGCAAUUCAUUGAGGGAUGCUGUGAAAAAUGGGGAUUAUAUUACUGUGAAGGUUGCACUUAAUUCAAGUGAAGACUAUAACCUGGACCAAGAGGAUUCAAGCGGGAUGACGCUGGUGAUGCUCGCGGCCGCAGGGGGGCAGGAUGACCUACUGAGGCUGCUCCUCAGGAAGGGAGCGAAGGUGAACGGCCGGCAGAAGAACGGGACCACGGCGCUCAUCCACGCCGCCGAGAAGAACUUUUUAACUACAGUGGCUAUUCUUUUGGAAGCAGGAGCUUUUGUAAACGUCCAGCAGAGCAAUGGUGAGACGGCUCUCAUGAAGGCCUGUAAGAGAGGAAAUUCAGACAUUGUCCGGCUUGUCAUUGAAUGUGGAGCUGACUGCAACAUCUUGUCAAAGCACCAGAACAGCGCGCUGCAUUUUGCAAAGCAGUGUAACAACGUGCUGGUGUACGAGCUGCUGAAGAGCCACUUAGAGACACUUUCGAGAGUAGCAGAAGAAACAAUAAAGGAUUACUUUGAAGCACGUCUCACUCUACUAGAACCAGUUUUCCCAAUAGCAUGUCAUCGUCUCUGUGAGGGGCCAGACUUUUCAAUGGAUUUCAAUUACAGACCCCCACAGAAUAUCCCAGAAGGCUCCGGAGUCCUGCUGUUUAUUUUCCAUGCAAACUUUCUGGGUAAAGAGGUCAUUGCUCGCCUCUGUGGACCGUGUAGUGUACAAGCUGUUGUUUUAAAUGAUAAAUUCCAACUUCCUGUUUUUCUGGACAGUCAUUUUGUUUACUCGUUCAGCCCUGCCGCAGGCCUCAAUAAACUCUUUAUAAGGUUGACAGAAGCACCCUCCGCUAAGUCCAGUUUUGCCUGAAGACAAAUCAAUAUAUACAUUACUACCAGUUGGACCUAAAAAUACCCUCAAAUCUUCCUCAAAGAAAAGGGGAGCAACCCUGGGAGUCACAUGACAAGACAGAGAAGCAGAGGUUUCAACUCUGCCCUAAACUACGCACUGUUGUUCCACUAACUCUAACACGGGAACCAGGAUCGUGCAGUGCGUCGCCGGCAUCAGGAAGAAGGACGGAAGAGGCGGUUACAACAGUGCUGGCUGACCUGAAAGGAAACUCCAGUGUUUCCUGUCUCUCAACUUCCGGUUCAUGCUGGAAGCCAAAUUUCAUCCAUGUUUUCUUUCUUCCUAGGAUUACAAUAAAA